AGCUGAGUGGCAUCUAGUGGACAGAGCAGGGGGUGGGCGCCAGGGCUCCUGGGUUGUAGCCUGCCCUAUGGGAGAAGAGUGGGGUCUAGUGAAUUACAGCGGGGGCGGGGCGGGGCGUCAGGACUCCUGGGUUCCAUGGCCCAGAUCUCCUCAGGCAGGUAACUGAAUUGUUCUCUGAGUCCUUUAGGGAACAGGGAUGGGGGACGGAAGGAACUUGAGAAAAAAACAUUUCCUGCAGACUGGAGAGUUUAGUGUUAAUAUAAUAGAGAAAUUCAACUCCAGCUUCCCAGAGCGGAGCCGGUGAUGGCUUAGGCUGUAACAGCGCAGGGACUUUCCUGUCCCGGCCUCCGGACACCUGGGUCCCUCCCAGGCCGGCUUCCUCCGUCCCCCUGCGUGCCCAGAGGCAGGAUUCCUGAUCCCUGAUCUCCAGGAUGGAGCGCGGGGACGAGCCGUGUGUCCGGGAUCUCCAGGGCACCGAGGAAAGGGAGACACUGGCCGUCACUUGCACAGGGAACGAGCCUGCCUGGAUUCUCCCUCUCUCCCCAGUAGGUGCUGGGAUGGAGGAGGAUAAUCCCAAGCAGGAAGGGCUUGCAGGAAGGGAUCCUCGCGGGUUGUCCCGGGGCGCUGAGCAGGGAGAGGCCAGCGGGACUGGACGGCAGCAGGAGACAGAGGUGAUAUCUCUGGAUGACACGGACAUCAGGAUGAUGAUGGAGCACAACCAAGCCCAGGCUGAGGUGCGCCCCUACAGCUGCUCAGACUGCGGGAAGAGCUUCAGCCAGAGCUCCCACCUGGUCCAGCACCAGCGCAUCCACACGGGCCAGAAGCCCUACAAGUGCACUGAGUGCGGGAAGUGCUUUGUCCUCAGCUACAACCUCAUUGAUCACCAGCGCAUCCACACCGGGGAGCGCCCCUACAAGUGCGGCCAGUGCGGGAAGGGCUUCAUCCGGAGUUCCCACCUCUUCCAGCACCAGCGCAUCCACACGGGCGAGCGGCCCUACCAGUGCAGCAAGUGCGGGAAGAGUUUCAACCGCAAUUACACCCUGGUGAAGCAUUACCACACCCACAUCGGGGAGCAGCCCUUCAUCUGCAGCGAGUGUGGGAAGAGCUUCAGCCUCGGCUCCUUCGCCCAGCACGUCCGCACCCACACGGGCGAAAAGCCCUACAGCUGUGCCGAGUGCGGCGAAAGUUUCAGCAGCAGUUCCAACUUGAGCCAGCACCGGCGCAUCCACACUGGGGAGAAACCCUACAGCUGUGGCCACUGCGGGAAAAGCUUCAGCCAGAGCUCCAACCUCAUCAAGCACCGGCGCAUCCACACCGGAGAGAGACCCUACAGCUGCCCCGAGUGCGGCAAGACCUUCAACCAGAGCUCGUCGCUCAUGCAGCACCGGCGGAUCCACCGUGGCGAGCGGCCCUACGAGUGCACCGAGUGCGGGAAGCGCUUCAUUGACAGCUCCAAGCUCAACAAGCACCGGCGCACCCACACCGGUGAGCGGCCCUACAAAUGCACCGACUGCGGGAAGGGCUUCAGAGACAGCUCUGCCCUCAUGAAGCACCAGCGGACCCACGCCAAGCAGAUGCAUCUCACAGAGAAACCCUACAAAUGCCACGAGUGCAACAAAAGCUACAGCCUGAGCUCGAACCUGAGCCGCCAUCGCAGGAGCCACAGGGGGGAGAGAUCCCACAAAUGUGCCCAGUGCGGGAAGAGCUUCCACUUCAGCUCCCAGCUUGUCCAGCACCAGAUCGGCCACACUGGGGAGCGACCCUACAAAUGCCCUGACUGCGGGAAGAGCUUCGGUGUGAGCUCCAACCUUCUCCAGCACCAGCGCCUCCAUUGGGUGGAGCGACCCUACAGCUGCGCCAACUGCGGGAAGAGCUUUGGCCACAGCUCCCUCCUGGCCCAGCACCAACGCAUCCACAUGGACGAGAGACCCUACAAGUGUGGGGAGUGCGGGAAGGCUUUUGGGGUGAGCUCAGCCCUGAUCCGGCACCAGCGGAUCCACACGGGCGAGAGGCCUUACAAGUGUCUGGUUUGCGGGAAGAGCUUCAACCUUAGCUCCAACCUUUUCACCCAUCGCAGGAUCCACUGGGAUGAGAAACCUUAUAAAUGCCCUGAAUGUGGGAGGAGCUUCAGCCAGAGCUCAAGCCUCAGCCGCCACCAGAUCAGCCAUACGGAGGAACGACCAUACAAAUGCCCCGAGUGUGGAAAGUGCUUCAACCAGAGCUCCCUCCUGAUCCGGCACCAGCGGAUCCACACGGGGGAGCGACCCUACAGAUGCUCCCAGUGCUGGAAGAGCUUCCUACGGAACUCCCAGCUGAAGAGACACCAGAGUGUCCACACUAGCAGGUGCCAGGACAGCAGGUGAGGAGAAGCCCCGCUGGACGGGCCUGUGGAAGCAGAGCCGCAACGGACAUCCCGGAGCGCCAAGUGGGGAGAUGCCAACGGGCCAGGGUGGCAGCAGAGAGAUCUCCAGGAGGGA
Messenger RNA from Chrysemys picta bellii (western painted turtle), 2477 nucleotides. Lineage: Eukaryota; Metazoa; Chordata; Testudines; Emydidae. The record is from RefSeq and is a predicted model, not a curated record.